Phialemonium atrogriseum is the source of this 1188-nucleotide messenger RNA. RefSeq names its product Extradiol ring-cleavage dioxygenase, class III enzyme, subunit B. Gene Ontology annotation, molecular function: zinc ion binding; oxidoreductase activity, acting on single donors with incorporation of molecular oxygen; ferrous iron binding. Lineage: Eukaryota; Fungi; Ascomycota; Sordariomycetes; Cephalothecales; Cephalothecaceae. The transcript is spliced from 3 exons. The record is from RefSeq and is a predicted model, not a curated record. The coding region runs from base 319 to 1188 and encodes 289 amino acids.
AGCAGACGCACCGGCUUGCUGCUACGGCAUACAGAGAUCCGGUCUGGACACAACAUUGCCAUGUUCCGAAGUGGGGGGAGUCGCUCCUCCACAUCCCGAAUCGCCACCAACCACUCCCCUUGACUUGUUCGGCAGAUGGGGAGGGAGACAGACCUGAGGAGGAAAUGACUGCUGCCCCAAUGAUACAACCGGCGGACCUUGCUUCAAACGAUUAAAACCGCCAACCAUAAUUAGUCACCUCACCUCUACAGCGAUAUCUAGACCGACACGAGAAGCAAAGCCAACAGCCCAUUGUCCUAGGGCCUACGAAAGACAAAAAUGACGAAUCUCACCCCUGUGCAUUUCUUUUCCCAUGGGUCAACCAUGAUGCUGGGCGAGCCCUCGGACUCUGCCGACUACUGGAAGAGAGCGGGCGACGAGGCAUUGGCACACAAGUUCAAGGGCGUUAUCAUGAUGGGUGCACACUGGGACGCCCUGGGCGACAGGAUCGAGGUCGCGACAAAUCCCAAGCCCGGGAAAUCCCCCGUCGCAUACGUCCACCCGUCCAAGUACGUCGACUAUGAGCUCAAUCCAGACCUUGAAACUGCCGACCGCUGCAUCUCCAUGCUCGCUGACGCCGGCUUCGAUGUCUCGGGCAACCCCUCGUUCGACUGGAUCCACGACACCUAUCUAAUUCUGAUCCGAAUGUUCCCCAACGGCUGCCCUCCUACUGUCCUGAUCUCGAUGAAUGCCCGGUUUGACCCGCACUUCCACAUGACCGUCGGCGAGGCCCUGCGCCCCCUGCGGAAGGAAGGCUACCUCCUCAUCGGCUCCGGCGGCGCCGUCCACAACCUGUACCGCAACAACUGGAUGCCCAUGCUGCGGUUCAGCGACAACUUCGCCCAGGAGCGGCCCCCCGAGCCGUGGGCCCUCGAGUUCCGCCAGGCCGUCGAGGACGUCAUCAGCCACAACAGCGGGCCGACCCUCCGCAGAGCCAUGACCCGGCUCAUGAAGCACCCUCUGUAUCGUGAGGCUCACGCCACCGACGACCACUUCAUGGCUGCCAUGUUUGUCGCGGGGGCCGCGGGCGACGAGGAGGAUGAGGGCGUAUGCGGAGAGCUCAAGGCCGAGACGUGGGAACUGACAAAUAUGUGUAACAGCCAGUUUACGAUUGGAAGCUGGCCGAGGACCCUGGCCUCGGCGGCGUAG